Molecule: messenger RNA, 3674 nt
Organism: Closterium sp. NIES-67
Lineage: Eukaryota; Viridiplantae; Streptophyta; Zygnematophyceae; Desmidiales; Closteriaceae
Source: the annotation of a GenBank genome assembly
AGCAGAAGCGGAUAAAAAGCUAGGGUUACCAAAUCCCACAUUUUCAGCCUCUUUUCCUUUCUUCCUCCUAUUACACUUCUCACCAUGGCCAUGCCCCGUAUCCAAUGACAUCUCGUCCUAGUCGCAAUAUGGACUGUUAGCGUUCUGUUUGCUCCGAGCUCUUAUAUUCUUCUGUCCGCUUAGAGAUUUCUCCGUUUCGACCUUUUCGUGCUUGCGGUUACGAGAAGCCAGGGAAAGUUGAGUUGGCCGCUAAGCUCGCUCCUGCGGUUCUGGGCUGCUUCUUUUAGGCAAGCUGGAUCUGUGAAGAGAGCGAAAUGCCCGGUAGAUGUUCAACGUUGAUCCGACAAUGUACUACCCUUAUAGACAAGAUGGCUCCGUCAAAGAGCAGUCGAUGCUUAACACAUCAACACCGGCCGUGCUUGAUUCGGGAAACUCAAGUCGUCAGUUCGCGUCAUCGUUCGCAGCGCCACAGACACAAGCGGCAAAUCCAGGAGCGUUCCACCACGGAGGUAACUUGCAAUCGCUGCACAAUGUCCAGGCGACGGGGUACAGCAUACAGAGUAUGCAGAACGCGCUCACGAGAAGCACGGGAAUGGGCGGCAUGCCAACCGCGCAGGCGCAGCCCCCCUCCGCAGCCAACAUGGGGGCAGGCCGUUUCGGCAGCAGCGCGCUCCCCGCCAACCUGCAGCAGCAGCAGCAGCAGAUCCCAGGGCUGCACACGCACACAGGCGCGGUGACCACCCGCGGGGGGAGCGCAGUGAGCCUAGUGGGCGGCCACCCCUUCGGCAGCGGCAUGAGCGGACUAUCCGGCGGAGCAGGCGCGCCUGGGGUAGCCUCAGCAGGUGGAGGGAUAAGCGGAAUGAGCGGGAUGAGCGGGAUGAGCGGGAUGAGCGGGAUGAGCGGGAUGAGCGGGAUGAACGCGAAUGUGCCUGGGCAGAGAACCAUUGGCUCCACUGGCGGUCUAGGGGGAAACCCGUCGCAGAUAGCAGGGUCCGCGGGAAGAUUAGGCGCGCCUGGGACGCUUGGCAUGGCCGGGGCGGGCGGAGGGAUGGGGCUUUCCGCGGGGGCAGGAGCGGGAGGGGGCACGAGUACGGGGCUGACGCGGGCGAUGAAUCCCGCAGGCGCGCUAGGCAUGUCGACGGUAGGGGGAACGCGCGCGCUGGGAUCUGUAGGGUUGGGCGGAACGCUUGGGGGGAGCGCAGGCGCGGUGGGAGUGCAGGGGCCUGGGCGGCCGCUGGGGGCAGGAAUGAUUCCUGGGCAGGGGCAGGCGCAGGGGCAACAGCAGCAGCAGCAGGCACAGCAGCAGGCGCAGCAGCAGUCGCAGCAGCAGGCGCAGAUGUUGGCGCUAGGGAUGCAAUCGCAGGGUCAACACCAUCAGCAACAGCAGCAGCAGCAGCAGCUUUCAGCAGGGCAGCAGCAGCAGCAGCAAGGGCAGGGGGGGCAGCAAGGGUUGCAGGCAGGGUCAUACCAGCCGUCAGGAGACGUGAUGGCUAUGAUCAACCGCGCUGGUACGCCUGCGGGCAUGCUCGCCAGCAACAGCUACCUGCAGACUCAGCAGCAGCAGCAGCAGCUGUUGCAGCAGCAGCCGAAGCAAAUGUCAGCAGUUAACGGGCAGCUAGGCCCGACCUCGUUGCUCCUUGAUCCGCAGCAACACAUGCACAUGCAGCAGCAGCAGCAGCAGCAGCAGGGGGGAGGGCCGGUGUUGCUACAAAAGCAAGGGCAGGGGCAGGGAGAGAGCAAACGGGAGGGGUUGAAGGGAGAGGGCGAGCAGGGGGAGGAGUCAAGGCAGGGGAACCAGGGAGGGCAGGAUCAGGAGCAGCAGACAGGGAGGGGGGAGCAGCGAGAGGGGGAUGGAGUUGCGUUUGACAUGAGUGAUUUCCCUACUCUCAACACGCGGCCGGCUGGGAACGCUGCCAUGGCAUCAGGCGUAGGGUCGGCAGCAGCAGCAGUGUUGCGCAAGGGAGCGCCGUUGAACGCGCUGCUGCACCAGGGGGGCCCGGAAUUCAGCAUACAGAACGAGGACUUUCCUGCAUUGCCUGGCCAAAAAGCUGGAGGGGACAACGGAGGGGACAAGGACAGUUCCGCUCAGCAGCAGCAGGGCGGGGGAGGGUCGAUCAGAAGCCACCUGGACAUGCUUCAGCAGCAGCAGCAGCAGCUGCAGCACCUCAGCUUGCACGACAACCCCCACCUCCACCAGUACCACCAGCACCAGCAGCAGCAGCACCAGCAGCAGCAGCAGGGGCAGCAGGGGGGGCAUCUGAAGCACCUAGAUCCGCGCAUGCUCUCGUCCCCACCGCCCCUCAACGCGCCAGGUGCGCCCACCAGCUCCAUGCUUCUCCUGCAACGCUCUGCUAGUCCUAGCCCCUCCCUCCAGCAGCAGCAGCAGGAGCAGGCGCGGGCAGCAGAGGGGUCAGGUUUGCGGCACACAGGAGGGUCUGGAAGCGUGCUACAGGGGCAACAUCAGCAGCAGCAGCAGCAGGGAGGGGUGGGGGGGUUGAAACCUGGCGACCAGCUAGGCUCAGCGCCUGGGUCUCGAUCUAACACUCCCGGCCCCAUGCCCCCCCAGCAGCAGCAGGUGGGCGGCGGGCAGGUGGGAGCAGCGAAGGAGCAGGGUAUAGGAGGGCCGGAUCGAUACGGGCUGCUGGGGCUGCUGAGUGUGAUUCGGAUGAGCGAUCCAGAUUUGACCACGCUGGCGCUGGGCACCGAUCUGACGACUCUCGGGCUGAAUCUGAACUCGCGGGAGAAUCUGUACCGCACGUUUGCAUCGCCGUGGGCGGAUGGGCCGACUAGAGCGGAGCCGGAGUUCAGCCUACCCGCUUGCUACAUCCAGCCCACACCUCGUCUGCAGCCCGGGUACUUCUCCAAGUUCCAGCAGGACACGCUCUUCUAUAUAUUCUACAGCAUGCCCCAUGACGAGGCACAGUUGUUUUCUGCUGACGAACUUUGCAACCGCGGGUGGUUCUACCACAAGGAGCACCAGGUGUGGUUCACCCGCGUGCCCAACAGCGAGCCCGUGGUGAAGACCCCCACGUACGAGCGCGGCUCCUACUACUUCUUCGACCCCACCGUGUGGGAGACGGGCCGGAAGGAUAACUUUGUGCUACAGUACGAGAUGCUAGAGGCCCGGCCCCAGCUGCCCAUCCCCCCCCAGCGAUAGUGCAGCUGCUGACCUCGGGCAGGCGGGCAGGGAGCAAAAGUUUCGAUGGAGAUGGCACAGGAGGAGAGGGUGGAUGAGAGGAAGGUGCCGUGAAUAUGGGGACUGCAAGGUGAAGGCUGGUUACGGAAUCGCUAUUGAUAGAAAAGAAUUAAUAAUUGGGAAUUGGGAGGAUUGGAUUGGAAUGUGGAUAGAAAGAAUGAAGGGAGCGGAGGGGAGCGGGGGGGGGGGGGAGUGUGGUUCGGAACGUAAAGUGGUGGAUCAUUCGGUGGAGGUAAGGAGAGGAGGAAGAGAGGGAUAGGAAAGGGGAGUCAAGGAAAGCAAGAGAUGCACGAUGCAUCAUCUCCUCAUCGAUAGUCACUAAUCGCUGCUGCCUGAUUUCGGUUCUUGCUAUAAUGCUCACCCUUGUUGAGAAUCAGAGGGUUGUGAUCAGACCCCUCUGAUAUCUCUCACUUGCUUUCUUCAGAACGUGUAGGCACCUUUCAGCCGCAUGAAGGCUCAUUUUCUCUAUUGAAAUUAG